Molecule: messenger RNA, 2889 nt
Organism: Fraxinus pennsylvanica
Lineage: Eukaryota; Viridiplantae; Streptophyta; Magnoliopsida; Lamiales; Oleaceae
Source: the annotation of a GenBank genome assembly
AUGCAUCUCUUUGGUGUCAUCACCAUCCACGACAUGUUGCCAGUAAAUCCCAACAACAAUCCUAAUGGGGUGCCAUUUUCUUGGGAGCAAAUCCCCGAUGAGCCCAAGGACAUGGAAUCAAGUGAUAAGACAAGCAACAUUGAUGUGCCGGUCCACCGCCAAAAUUACCACCAGUCAAGUGUCAGCCACCACAAGAAGCCACCAGUUAUGACUACGGUUGCGAUGGCGAUAGUGAUGAUGAUUAAGACAACCAAGAUUAUGGUACGAAGAGACACGGUAUUUAGUCGAGGAGUACGUGUCCAAUUCGCUUCUAGAAGCGGUUUGAGGAAGAGAGGAGAGGGAAAAACCCUAGCUACUGCAAUUGCAAUCGAAGUUAUUUUGAUUUUGCGGCUUUUAUUUGAGGGAAAAUGGCCCUGGAGAUCACCCAGUAUCUAUUGGCUGCUCAAUCACCAGAUGCAAAAAUUCGAACAGAGGCAGAGAGUGCUCUUGUCUCGCAGACUUGCCGGUAUUGUCCUUAAGAACUCCUUGGAUGCCAAAGAAGCUGCAAGGAAGGAAAAUCUCAUUCAACAAUGGGUGUCGAUAGACAUUUCUAUUAAAUCCCAGAUAAAAAGCUUUCUCCUAAACACUCUUGGAUCUUCUGUAAGUGAGGCAUGUCAUACUGCUGCCCAAGUAAUUGCUAAGAUAGCUUCGAUUGAAAUUCCCAGGAAAGAAUGGCCAGAACUUAUUGGCUUAUUACUUGCAAAUAUGACCCAACCAGAUAGACCUGCGUCCCUGAAACAGGCAACACUGGAAACACUUGGCUAUGUGUGUGAGGAGAUAUCUCACCAUGAUCUUGUGCAAGAUGAAGUAAAUGCUAUUCUCACAGCUGUUGUUCAAGGCAUGAAUGUUACUGAGGCAAACCCAGAGGUCCGGCUUGCUGCAACCAGAGCUUUGUACAAUGCCCUUGAUUUUGCCCAGACCAACUUUGAGAAUGAGAUGGAGAGGAACUAUAUUAUGAAGGUGAUUUGUGAUGCAGCCUUGGCAAAAGAAACAGAGAUUAGACAGGCUGCUUUUGAGUGUCUUGUUUCUAUUGCAGCAACAUACUAUGAGGUGCUUGAACCUUAUAUGCUAAGAAUCUUUGAGCUUACAUCCAGUGCAGUCAAAGGAGAUGAGGAGGCUGUUGCCCUUCAGGCAGUUGAGUUUUGGAGCUCCAUCUGUGAUGAAGAAAUGGAGCUUCAAGACUAUGAGGUACCUGAGAGUGGGGAUUCAAGUGCUCCACACUCUCGCUUCAUUGAAAAGGCUCUUCCAACUUUAGUUCCUAUGCUGCUAGAAACAUUGCUUAAGCAGGAUGAGGAUCAGGACCAAGAUGAUGGAACAUGGAAUCUGGCCAUGGCUGGUGGGACAUGUCUCUGUCUUGUUGCUAGGACUGUUGGGGAUGCUGUUGUGCCCCUGGUAAUGCCUUUUGUUGAGGCUAACAUUUCGAAGACCGAGUGGCGAGCUCGUGAGGCAGCCACAUAUGCUUUUGGUUCAAUCCUCGAAGGACCAAGUACUGAAAAGCUUUCUCCUAUGGUAAAUGCUGGCUUAGAUUUUCUGCUCAGUGCAAUGAAGGAUGCAAACGGCCAUGUGAAAGAUACAACUGCAUGGACACUUAGCCGUAUCUUUGAGUUAUUGCACUCACCAGCUACUGGUUUCUCUGUGGUUACCCCUGCUAACCUCCAGAGGAUUUUGGGGGUCCUGCUGGAUAGUAUAAAAGAUGCACCACAUGUGGCCGAGAAGGUCUGUGGAGCUAUCUAUUAUAUUGCUCAGGGGUACGAGGAUGCAGGGACAAGCUCCUCUCUGCUCACACCUUUCCUUCGAGAUAUCAUAACUAAUCUUAUUGUCACUGCUGAUCGAACAGAUAGCAGUGAUUCCAAGCUAAGGUCUUCUGCAUAUGAAACCUUGAAUGAGGUUGUUAGGUGUUCAAACCUUGCAGAGACAUCUCAGAUGAUCGUCGAACUUCUGCCUGUUAUGAUGUCUAAGCUAGAACAAACUUCAAAUCUUCAAAUAGUGUCAUCUGAUGACAGGGAAAAGCAAGGAGAUCUUCAAGCCUCUCUUUGUGGCGUGCUUCAGGUAAUUAUUCAAAAACUAAGCAGUGCAGAUGAAACCAAGCCCAUCAUACUCCAGGCAGCUGACCAGAUCAUGGUAUUGUUCCUUAAUGUGUUUGCUUGUCGUAGUUCUACUGUACAUGAAGAAGCUAUGCUUGCAAUUGGUGCACUGGCCUAUGCCACUGGGCCCGAUUUUGGGAAGUACAUGCAAGAGUUCUACAAGUAUCUGGAGAUGGGCCUGCAGAAUUUUGAGGAGUAUCAGGUUUGUGCCAUCUCAGUUGGGGUUGUGGGUGACAUUUGCCGCGCUUUGGACGACAAGGUCUUACCAUAUUGUGAUGGGAUCAUGACACUUCUCCUGAAGGAUCUCUCCAGUGGUGAACUCCAUCGGUCCGUGAAGCCUCCUAUAUUCUCCUGCUUUGGGGAUAUUGCUUUAGCAAUUGGCGAGCACUUUGAGAAGUACAUCAGUUAUGCACUGCCAAUGAUGCAAAGUGCUUCUGAAGUGUGUGCCCAAAUGGACGAUAAUGAUGAGGAGAUGGUGGACUAUGGUAACCAGCUCAGGCGCAGUAUUUUUGAGGCAUAUUCUGGGAUUCUUCAGGGAUUUAAAAAUUCCAAAGCUGAUUUGAUGUUACCUCAUGCUCCUCAUCUCUUACAGUUUAUUGAACUGGUUGCCAACGACCGGCAUAGGGACGAGAGUGUAACAAAAGCAGCAGUUGCAGUUUUGGGUGACCUAGCAGAUGCACUUGCUGAAAGAAACAGCCACAUGGACCCAGGGGAUGCUCGGACGUGCCUUCUCUGUCUAUGGGUGAAAGGGAAUCAUGGAUUAUGA